Miscanthus lutarioriparius is the source of this 4266-nucleotide messenger RNA. Lineage: Eukaryota; Viridiplantae; Streptophyta; Magnoliopsida; Poales; Poaceae. The record is from the annotation of a GenBank genome assembly.
AUGUCAAGGCUAGAGAUGAAGGCGCUAAUGGAGACAAGAGCGAUGGAGCCACCGCACGCAUCGGAGACGUGGACGAGGUCAAGGCCGGCUGGAGACGAGGCCGCACAUGUCGGAGCUGAGGAUGAGGGUGACGCCAGCUACCGGAGACAAGGGAGAGGGCCCCUCGCGCGCCGGGGAGAGAGGACGAGAACGAGGCUGGCUGCCAGAGAUGAGGAAGAGGGCACCGUCGCGCACGUUGGGGAGACAACACCGGAUGACGGUGAGGCUGGCUGGAUCGAGACGAGGCCACGCACGCCGGAUCGAGACAGGCGCAUGGCGCGAGUGGCGAGUGUGGCCAUAGACGAGGAAGAGGGGAAGGGUGGCGAACGCGGCCGGCAUGGGGGAUUGAAGAAGCGCGGCAUGGCGGCAGUGGAUGACAGAGAUUGGAAAAAUAGAGAUCAAGCAUCAAAUCUUCUAGUAUACUUCAAAUCAUUUGACUUUGCCUUUUAUUUGCAUCUCAUGCUGACUACAUUAACUGCCACAAAUGCCUUGUCAUUAGCAUUGCAACGCAAGGAUCAAGACAUUGUAAAUGCCAUUGGAUGUGUGAAAUCAACUAGACUCCAUUUGAAUAAUCUUAGAAGAGAUGGGUGGGACAAAUUAUUAGAUGAAGUGAAUGAGUUUUGUGACAUGCAUGAAAUUGACCGAGUGGAAAUGGAAGAUGCCUAUGUUGAUCCCCGACAACCUAGAAAAAAAUUAGGAAUUACGUACAAGCAUCACUAUGAAGUGGAUUGCUUUAAUGAUGUUAUUGAUUGGCUAGUUCAAGAGCUUGAUAGCCGCUUUAGUGAGACAAGCUCUCAAUUGCUUGUUUGCUCGGCCGCUUUUGACCCAAGGGAUCGAUUUCAUGCUUUUGAUAUGGAGACUUUGAUGAGCUUAGCAAAACUAUAUCCUGAUGAAUUUAGUACUAAUGAUUUGAGAGACCUUAGUCAUUACCUUUGCCUUUACAUUGCCGAUGUGCGAGAAGAUGCUAGAUUCUCCAACAUCAACACUAUUGCUUCCAAGUGUUGUUCACAACUGAAGUGCUCUUUGUGCUCAAAUGGGUGCCUGGGGCAAGCACCUGACUCCCCGAGAGAAUCAAGGGGAAAGUCCAGUCUCGGGAGAGGGAAGGCAGAUUCUACCAAUUCAGAUGAUUCUUCUGAUGACCUCGGGGAAGAUGACGAUGCUUUUAACCAUAUGAAUGCUACAAGGGAAUCAACUGUUGGCAUCAGCCGACUGUCGAGGGUCUCUUCACAGUUUCUUCCUCCUGAUGGAUCACGCAAGAUUCAGGUCCCUUUGGGUAACUAUGACAUGAGAUACUCCUUCCUGUCUCAAAGAGGUUACUAUCCAGAAUCACUGGACAAGGCAAAUCAAGAUAGCUACUGCAUACAUACCCCAUUUGGACCAAGUCCUGAUGACCACUUCUUUGGUGUGUUUGAUGGCCAUGGGGAAUAUGGAGCUCAGUGCUCACAAUUUGUGAAGCGAAGAUUAUGCGAGAACCUGCUCAGAGAUAACCGGUUUCGUACAGAUGCUGUGCUGGCUCUUCAUUCUGCUUUUGUUGCAACGAACUCACAGCUGCAUGCCGACAACUUGGAUGACUUCAUGAGUGGUACUACUGCAGUCACUAUAUUGGUCAGGGGUAAAACUAUGUAUGUUGCGAAUACCGGUGAUUCACGUGCUGUUAUUGCCGAAAUACGAGGGGAUGAUAUUGUCGCUGUUGACCUCUCCAUAGAUCAAACCCCAUACCGAUUUGAUGAGUUUGAAAGGGUCAAGGAAUGUGGUGCUAGGGUUCUAACGUUGGACCAAAUAGAGGGCCUAAAGAACCCAGAUGUGCAGUGUUGGGGUACUGAAGAAAGUGAUGAUGGCGAUCCUCCAAGGUUAUGGGUGCAAAAUGGCAUGUACCCAGGAACUGCUUUUACACGUAGCAUUGGAGAUUCUGUUGCUGAGUCAAUUGGUGUCAUCGCAGAUCCUGAGAUUUUUGUCCUGGAUCUCAAUUCCAACAAUCCAUUUUUUGUUCUUGCUAGCGAUGGCGUUUUUGAGUUCCUUUCCAGUCAAACAGUUGUCGACAUGAUUUCUAAAUACAAGGAUCCUCGAGAUGCAUGUGCAGAAAUUGUUGCGGAGUCCUAUCGUCUUUGGCUACAGUAUGAAACUCGUACAGAUGACAUUACAAUCAUAGUUGUGCAUAUUAAUGGGUUAACUGAUGAAUUUACCCAGACUGUUACGAAGGUGACUUUACAACCUUCACAGCAAGUAGUAGGACUGGCAGGCUCUGAAUCACCACUAAUAGUAAGUUCCAACACCAAUAAUCAGCGCUCAAGGCAUGAUUUAUCACGGGCACGAUUGAGGGCGCUUGAAAGUUCUCUGGAGAAUGGUCAAUUAUGGGUCCCUCCAUCUCCAUCGCAUCGGAAGACAUGGGAAGAGCAAGCGCAUAUUGAGCGGGUACUACAUGAUCAUUUCCUAUUUAGGAAGCUUACUGACUCACAAUGUCAUGUUCUACUUGAUUGUAUGCAACGAGUUGAGGUGAAAUCUGGGGAUAUAGUAGUACAACAGGGCGGCGAAGGUGACUGCUUCUAUGUAGUUGGUAGUGGUGAGUAUGAAGUUCUGGCUAUUCAGGAAGAAAAUGGAAAGGAAAUAACCACGGUUCUGCAUCGGUAUACAGCUGACAAGUUAUCUUCCUUUGGGGAGCUAGCACUGAUGCACAAUAAGCCACUUCAGGCUUCAGUUCGUGCUGUGACCAGUGGAACAUUAUGGGCUCUAAAGCGGGAGGACUUCCGGGGUAUUUUGAUGUCAGAAUUUUCAAACAUACCAUCAUUGAAGUUGCUCCGAUCUGUAGAACUGUUUACAAGAUUUACAGUGCUUCAACUAAGUCAACUUGCUGGGUCGCUUGUUGAAGUAUCUUUUGCAGAUGGGCAAAAAAUAGUAGAUAAGAAUGAUGACGUCUCUUCGCUAUAUGUCAUUCAAAGAGGUCGUGUGAGACUUAUAUUGGCUACUGGUCAAAUGACUUCAGAUACCUGGGAUCUCAUCAGUGCUCAAACAAAGCAGGCACAAAGUAGUCAGGAAAAUGGUAAUUAUGUGGUUGAGAUAGAUGAGGGAGGGCACUUCGGAGAGUGGUCUCUCAUUGGUGAGACUAUUGCUUUUACUGCUAUUGCUGUUGGUGAUGUUACUUGUUCUACUAUCACGAAGGAGAAAUUUGAUUCAAUUGUUGGGCCUUUGCCUAAACUUCCACAAGCUGAUUCCAAGAUUAAAGAAUCUCUGGUAACCGAGGAGAAUCUUGCAGAUGGUGAUUUUCCUUUUAGGAGGGUGACGCUCUCUGAUUUGGAAUGGAAAAUGUGCAUAUAUGCUGCUGAUUGCAGUGAGAUUGGUCUCGUCCAAGUUAGGGGCUCUGACAAGAUCAGAAGUUUAAAAAGGUUUUACAUCAAGAGAGUACAAGAUCUCCAUAAGGAAGUACAAGUUUUUGAGGAAAAGGACCUUAUGAAAAGCUUGAGCAAAUCAACUUGUGUGCCAGAAGUUCUGUCUACUUGUGCUGAUCAGUCAUACCUUGCAAUAUUGCUGAAUUGUUGCCUUUGUUGCUCACUGGCUUCAAUACUUCAUACACCACUAAAUGAGUCAUCUGCAAAAUUCUUUGCAGCCUCAGUUGUUGCUGCUCUAGAAGAACUUCAUCAGAAGUCCAUUAUUUAUAGAGGUGUUUCGGCAGACAUUCUUAUGCUCGAUAGAUUAGGACAUCUGCAGCUGGUAGAUUUUAGGUUUGCAAAGAAGUUGGAAGGUCAAAGGACCUACACAAUAUGUGGGAUUGCUGACUCUCUGGCACCAGAGAUUGUUCUUGGUAGGGGCCAUGGAUUUGCUGCUGACUGGUGGGCACUUGGAGUUUUGAUCUAUUUCAUGCUUCAGUCAGAAAUGCCAUUCGGGUCCUGGAGGGAGAGCGAGCUGGAACCUAUUACAAAAAUUGCCAAAGGUCACCUUGUUAUGCCAGUGUCAUUCAGUGCUGAAGUUGUUGACCUUAUAACCAAGCUACUUGUGGUAGACGAAAACACGCGCCUUGGAACCAGUGGUGUUGAAGCUGUAAAGAAACACCCCUGGUUUGAUGGCAUUGAUUGGGAGCGAAUAGCAUCUGGGACUUGUGCAGUACCUGAAGAAAUCACUGAGCGUGUCAACAGCUGUAUAGAAACUCUUAAUGAGGACUUAUCAGCAUCUCAUUCUGUGCCGAUCAAAGACCCAGAUGAUCUUACUGCUCCAGAGUGGAUCCAGGAUUGGUGA